GCGCAAGGUAGUGAUGACACGCGUCCCCCCUUCACCGGGCGCUCGUUGGUAGAAUCCGUGACGGAGUUAGUUCGAUCCUCCCACGCGCGCCUCCUUCCUCGCCGCCGCUGCGCCUUCUCGGUGCCACUGGUUCUCAUGUGUCCGUAGCCCACCCCGCAUCACCCUCUCGCCUCACUUCUAGAGAGAAGUGACUGUUUCCCCCGUGCGCUUUCCAUCCCGACCGCCGCGGCAAGUCGGUGGUGCCCUCCCGCUGACGUCACCUGAUAGCUCCGCCUCCUCAAGGGUCCCGGGCCCUUGCGGCGGGGACUACCGGGGGGAGUCAGUUGAGGCGGCUGUAGCUCGGCGAAGGGCGGGCCAGGUGACUGGUCCGGGCCAUGCCGAGGAAGAAGCCCUUCAGCGUGAAGCAGAAGAAGAAGCAGUUGCAGGACAAACGGGAGCGGAAGCGAGGGCUUCAAGAUGGGCUGCGCUCCAGUUCCAACAGCCGCAGCGGGAGCCGGGAACGGCGGGAGGAGCAGACCGAUACCUCUGAUGGGGAAUCUGUGACCCAUCAAAUCCGCAGGCUCAAUCAGCAGCCUUCCCAGGGCCUGGGUCCACGAGUUUAUGAUCCAAAUCGAUACCGGCUUCAUUUUGAGCGGGACAGUCGGGAGGAGGUGGAGAGGAGAAAGAGAGCAGCCCGGGAGCAAGUGCUACAGCCCCUCAGUGCUGAGGUGUUGGAACUGGACAUACGGGAGGUCUAUCAGCCUGGCUCAGUCCUGGACUUUCCACGGCGUCCUCCUUGGAGCUAUGAGAUGUCCAAGGAGCAGCUAAUGAGCCAGGAGGAACGAAGCUUUCAGGAGUAUCUUGGGAAGAUACACGGGGCUUAUACUUCAGAGAAACUCAGCUACUUUGAGCACAAUCUAGAGACGUGGAGGCAGCUAUGGCGAGUGUUAGAGAUGUCUGAUAUUGUCUUGCUCAUCACUGAUAUUCGUCAUCCAGUUGUGAAUUUUCCACCAGCGCUUUAUGAGUAUGUGACUGGAGAACUUGGUCUGGCCCUCGUGCUGGUCUUGAAUAAGGUGGAUCUGGCUCCACCAGCUCUUGUGGUUGCCUGGAAGCAUUAUUUCCACCAACACUAUCCUCAACUCCACAUCGUCCUUUUUACCUCUUUCCCUCGGGACCCCCGCACUCCACAGGACUCUGGUGUCUUGAAGAAGAGUCGGAGGCGGGGGAGAGGAUGGACUCGGGCCCUGGGGCCAGAACAGUUGCUGAGAGCCUGUGAAGCCAUCACUGUGGGUAAAGUGGACUUGAGCAGCUGGCGGGAGAAGAUUGCUCGAGAUGUGGCUGGGGCCACCUGGGGCAAUGGCUCUGGGGAGGAGGAGGAAGAAGAGGAUGGGCCUGUAGUCCUGGUGGAACAGCAAACUGACUCAGCAAUGGAGCCAGCUGGCCCAACCCGGGAACACUACAAGGAUGGGGUGGUGACCAUCGGCUGUGUGGGUUUUCCCAAUGUGGGGAAGUCCUCACUGAUCAAUGGACUUGUGGGGCGGAAGGUUGUGAGUGUCUCCAGAACCCCAGGUCACACCCGAUACUUUCAGACCUACUUUCUAACCCCCUCUGUGAAGCUCUGUGACUGCCCAGGCCUCAUCUUCCCUUCCCUGCUGCCCAGGCAGUUGCAGGUUCUGGCUGGCAUCUACCCCAUCGCCCAGAUUCAGGAGCCCUACACUGCUGUGGGCUACCUGGCCUCCCGGAUCCCUGUACAGGCCCUGCUUCACCUGCGCCACCCAGAGGCUGAGGAUCCCUCAGCAGAGCACCCCUGGUGUGCCUGGGACAUCUGUGAAGCCUGGGCAGAGAAACGUGGUUACAAGACAGCCAAGGCAGCUCGGAAUGAUGUGUACAGAGCUGCCAACAGCCUCCUGCGGCUGGCAGUGGAUGGCCGCCUAAGCCUGUGUUUCCAUCCACCAGGCUACAAUGAACAGAAAGGCACCUGGGAGUCUCAUCCAGAAACCAUGGAGCUGGUGGUUUUGCAGGGCAGGGUGGGACCAUCAGGUGACGAGGAGGAGGAGGAAGAGGAAGAGCUGAGCAGCUCCUGUGAGGAGGAGGGAGAGGAGGACCGGGAUGCAGAUGAGGAGGGAGAAGGGGAUGAGGACACCCCAACCUCAGCUCCAGGGUCCUGUCUGGCUGCCCGAAACCCUUAUGCCCUACUGGGUGAGGACGAGUGCUGAGUCCCUGCCUAGUAUCAACUUCCCAUUAUCUUUGCUUUUGGACUGACCUGGAGGCAUCUCCCCUUUGCCACCCCAAUUGUGAAUAAAGAUUGUCUGCUUUGUAGCCCCUUCCCCAAGUGAACUGAGGUGAGAGCGGUAGUUAUGGGCUGACAGCUGUGGGAGAUUUAUCUCCUCCCCUCUAUUCUCAUGCAUUCCCUUUGCAAAGGAAAGUUCUCUUAGGAAUUAGUUCAGUGGGUUCUUAGGCCCUUUGCCCACUUUCCCUCUUUGCACCUUAAGAAUCCAUUUUCCUCAUGGAGAAAAGAGGUCUAAAUUCAAACCUCCUUUGGAGUUUGUGCCAUUCAACCUGAUUUGAGCUGCAGCCCUGUGCGCCCCCUGCUGCCAGUCCUGGGUUAUACCAGGAGCUUCUGGGAGAAGAAGCAGUAAGAGGUGUCAUAAGCUGUCAUCUCCGAGUGAGGUUUUUAUAGGGAUUUUUCAGAGUCCACAAAUAUUUAUUGAGGAUUUACCAUGAAUCUGGACAUGUACUAAGCACUGAUCAUAUAAAGAUGCACAAGCAGUGCCUGGCCUAAAUUUGAAGCCUGGGCACAAUCAAGACCCCAUUGGGCACCCAAGUUUUUGGAUUAAGCAUGUUAUAUAAUCCUGGGGGCUCACACAGUAUAAUUCUAGGACUUUCUAUUGAUAUAGAUUUUUAGUUAAGACAAAAUGCUUGUGAAAACAUUGAUUAAAUGUGUACGAGUAGAGAAUUACUGCCAAAAAACUGAUGUGCACAUUUAUGAUUUGAGCAGAACAGCCCUUAAAGUACAAUGUUAAGUUUCAUUAUUUAAAAGCUUGGCAGCUAACAGUGUACAAGCCACAUAGGGGAGGGCACAGAAACAGCCUUUGUAGUCCAUUUACCAAAGAUGACCCAGUCAGGGUCUGAGAUAGAAGUCAGCAGGUGGCCAGAGCCAUCUUAGGGUGUCGUUUCUGCAUUUCAGCAGAUAUUUGCUCUUUUGUGAGUUAGGGGUACUUAGGCCUUGCUGGGAUUCACCCUUGCUAAAGCAAGCAGCUAGACUCUUAGUUUGAAUUCCUGGAGAAAAGGGAGACUGGGCUGUGUUUUAUUGACUGCCACAGUAUCCUCUGGGUUGGGUGGUAGCAAAAAAGUGUAGUUUUAUGAGUUAACCACUCAGUGCAGGGUGAGGAGAAAUGGAAGGAUCAGAUCCUCUUAACUCAGAAGCAUCUCAUUGAGGUGCUGGGUCAUGGAGCAGUUUCUUUAAUGCCAGCAGAGACCAUCAAUGUAGGAAACUACAUUGAGAAGAGGCCAAGGUGUUUGGGCCACACAUUCUGACAGGCUCCUUUAGUCCAGUGAGAACAGAAGUCCUGAAAUUUGCAUUCUAGUACAAAAUUUAAAUAAAACCAGCAUAUGAAUGUGCUUGAAGGCUACCCAGGAUGUGCUAGAAAAGAGGAAAAAGUCCUAUUUGAAAGAACAAUCCACCUGUCUUAUCUAGGGGCUCAGCCUCAUAAAUAGGUCUUUUAAUGAAUGAAAGGUGAUUCUAGCUUAGAGUUCAUGAUAUACAGAGAUAGUCAGGCAACUUCAGUGCUUUAGGAGAUGUGGUGAGACAUUGAAUUAAUUUUACUUGUUUUGGUCUUUUGCCAUCUCAUAAGUUUCACCAGGAGCAUCUGGGACAAAGAUUGGGCACAGAAUGCUGAUGGUGAUGACAAAGAAUUGUGAUCAGGAGCUGGCUGGGCUUGGGGAACUGUGGAGGAGGAUGUUUAUGUUGAGGACCUGGCAGGAGGCAACCCUUAUAUACCCAAGGGCUCGACUCUGUGAUUUCCUGAGCCUCUGUCAGUGACUCACUCCACAGGAAAGUAGCACCAGGAAAAGGUAGUUACAUUAGGGACAAACAGGUCAGGGAGAAGGAUAGAUAGUGCUCCAAUGUUAGUGUCUAAGACUGAGGUUAAAACUUAUUCAAAGGACAAAGGGAACCAGGGUCCAGUCUCCCUUCUAUGCUGACCUUCCUAGAACCCCUGUCCUUAUACCCCUCUUGCCUGGGUCAUGUCCACUAAGUGGAUUACUUGACCAUAGAGAUCUGAAGCUCUGGCAAUACCCACAGCUGGCCAGUCUCUUGGAGAGAAACCAGGGCUUCUCUCAUCCAUGCUGGAAUUUCAUUUAGAUGUAAACUUUUCCCCAAUCUUUCCUUUUUCCAGAUUGGAUUCUGUCUUGAUUCUGAAACAAGUAUGUGUGUGGGCCAGGGAGGUUCAAUUAUCUGAGCCUCUUGUUUCUUCAUUUCUUAAACUCAUUAAUACAGUCAAAAACUGGUUGAGAACAGUCUUGUCAGACAUGCUGAGUUCUGAGACAAAAGAAAAAAUUGAACAAAGUAUUGACUCUACCCUCAAGGUGUUGAACUGCCAGACACUAAAUAGUAAAAUAACUUUAUAGCACUGUAUAAGUUAUGAAAGUGUUACUUGUCAUGUAUCCAUUGUACUGUCAUAUAGUUGACAUAAUGGAUAAUAAUCACCCCAAGGAUUCAUUGACCCACUGACCAUUAUUGAGCAAUUACUGUUUGCCAGUUACUGGUAAGUGGGUAGAAAGAAUCUUUUGUGGCACUCACAAUUUACUGGAAAAUAAAGACAAAUAGACAAUUUUAAUGUGGGGAAAAAUUAGACAAUUUUAAAAAAGGGAUGUGAGACGGGUGAUAUAAGAUCCCUUGGGAUAGUGGUGUCUUCAUAAGACUGAAAAAAAAGCUCUAUGAGAACCACCAUAGGAGCAGAUUAGCCAGUCUUGAUGAGUCAGAGGAAGCCACCUGCAGGGACAGAGAGCUCCAAAUUGAGCCCUGAAGAUUGGGCAAGACUUAGGCUGACGUGGAGAGACAAAUAUUCCAGGCUGAGGAGACAGCAAAGGUUGAGGAACGUAACAACUUGGGGAGGCUAACAUGUUCAACAUGGCUCGGCCAGAGUGUGCCUGGAGAAUUGGGGGAAAGUGAAGAUGGAGUGAAAGGUUUGGUUCAACUCUGUGGAGCCUUUCCAGCCAUGUCUAAAAUGUAGAUUACCUAGAGGAACAUUCAAAGAUUAAAAAGGAAAGAGUUAAUUGUGCCUUAGCUCACUGGGUGCAGUGUGAUAACUGGUUUGGAAACAAGGAGAGAUCAGAAGCUUUUGCAGCCAUUUCAGGAGGAGAGAAUGGAAGCCAGAAACAAGGUAGUGGCAGAUGGAAAGAAGAUAGUUUAUGAAACGCUUGGGAGGCAGAAUUGACGGGUGUUGGGAUAGUUUUGUGUGUGGGGAAGGAGGAGGGUAAGUCAAGAGUGCACAUUCUGUUUCGGAUUUAGCAACUGGAUGGGUAGGCUGAUUCCUGAGACAGGGUUCAUGUAAGUGGAGCUUGGAGAGAGGUCAUAGUUGCGGGCAGAGAUCUAGGCAUCAUCAAGGUGUAGGUGGGAGGAGAGUAACAGGUCAUGUACAGAGAGAGUGUAGCAUGAGGAAGAAAGUGCAUAAUGUAUGAAAGGGCAGGGUGGGGGGUGGGUGUGGGUGGGAGAGGAUCCAGUGAGACCAAAGAAACAUAUUAAGUGGAGAGCCAUGAAACCAAGGGAAGAACAAAGAUUGGGCACAGAAUGCUGAUGGUGAUGACACAAAGAAUGAAGAGCUUUCACUGGCAGCAAAGGAUGAGUUAAGUUCCGCUGGAGAAGGAAAGUUGAGGCUUUGGAAGUGGGGAUAUAAAUUUCAAGAAGUUUGUGAUGGCGAUGAAAAAAAAUAGGGAAACAGAACAUUGAGUUUGGAGUGUUUAAACUUUUAGGCAGAAAGCACAGUGGAAGAGAAAAGUUGAAAAUUCAAGAAGGUGGGGAUUGGUAAUGGAACAAGCCUCCGAGAGAGGCAGGGUGGUCCUGGAAUCCCAGUGCAGGAGUAGCCUCAGGCAGGAGCUGGGUAGCUUCUGUCAUAAGAGGAGGAAACAGCGCUGACAUUCAGCCGUCUUGCACUGGUACCGCUCAACCAGUUAUUAAAACACUUCUGUACCAGUUAGUAAGUAGUGUAAGAGUAACUGCAAUAAGCAGUAAAAAUAAUUCGUAAGUGGGCUUCCCGCUGCACCUGAGAAGCUUUGCAGCGCCAUCUGCCAGUGCGGCAGCAUCACUGCAGGCUGAGAGAUUGCUUUGCACUUUCUUUAUGAAACACUAAAACUGCCUGUUUUAAAUUACCUUUGAACUGUGGAGCUGCUACUGCUUCUAAACAAUUUAGUUUCUUUCUUGAUUUUGUUGCUAGUACAUUGUCAUUCUUGUGCCAGUAGCAAGUUUCAGUGUUUUAAUAUUUACAAAUUCAAGAAUUUUUAAUAAAAUAUUAAAGCCGAA
Molecule: messenger RNA, 6499 nt
Organism: Ictidomys tridecemlineatus (thirteen-lined ground squirrel)
Lineage: Eukaryota; Metazoa; Chordata; Mammalia; Rodentia; Sciuridae
Gene: Gnl1
Product: G protein nucleolar 1 (putative)
Molecular function (GO): GTPase activity; GTP binding
Source: RefSeq, a predicted model, not a curated record